Molecule: messenger RNA, 6583 nt
Organism: Mercenaria mercenaria
Lineage: Eukaryota; Metazoa; Mollusca; Bivalvia; Venerida; Veneridae
Product: myb-like protein AA
Exons: 3
Coding region: 127-1656 (509 amino acids)
Biological process (GO): intracellular signal transduction
Source: RefSeq, a predicted model, not a curated record
UUGGACAGAGUGUUCAUAUCUCGGAGACUGAAUUCUUCUAGACAGUUCAUAUUUCACAUUUAUUAUUAACAAUAUUUUCAAAGACAUUUUGCUUAUGCUAAGAAGGUUAAAAGUGUUGAAUUAAUAAUGGUGCGGCAGAGAUACGAAAUGAUGGACAGUAGGUGGCAGGACGACUAUGCUCGUACAGGUGGCGCUGUUAAACGAUACGAAGUUGGCAGACAGUCACUAAAGGCUCUUCAGUCGUCUGCAAAAGUCAAAAAUAUCAGAGUUUACAAAAACGGUGCACAAACAAAAUCUGAUCCACCUUGUAUUGUAUCAUUUAAAUCCAAAAAAUAUCCUAGUUUUGAUAAACUUCUCGAAGAAAUUUCAGAUCGGAAGAGGACUUCAGCUAACUUUUUAUUUAAGUGGCCGUUAGCAGAGAUGGUUCGCGAUCUGUGCGAUAUUGACGAUACUACGGAUAUCCUCGUUUGCUCAGACAAAAAAAAACUGAACAUAGAUAUAUGUUACGGGGGUAUUAGUUAUGGCGCCACCAACGGCGAUAGGUCUGCACUUACUGAAAAGAGUAGUCGCAACAGCCAUGGAAGCAGGGGAAUGAAGCAAUCGCCGACAGCACGCAUGUCAAAUGCGUCCCUGAACGGCGGAGGUAAGGUGAAAACCACCUUGAAUGUUAUAUCCAACAAGACGGGAGAGCGGAUAAAUCUUUUUAAAGAUCCUAACAGUAAGCAGUCGUUCGAGGAUUUUCUUAUGACCAUCCAGGAAAUGCUUGACCCCUACCACCCGCCAGUACACACACUGUACAUUAUGAACAAACCACAAAGAAAGAUAAAUAGUAUAAGCAGUUUAAACAGAGCACUGCAAUCAGACGAAGACACGUUUUUGGCAUGCGGAAAGAAUGAAGAACCAGAUCAAAAAAUGUUACGGUCACGUGAUACUUCGCCCAUGCGCAAUGGCAACCAGCAACGACAGAAAAAUGGUAAUAAGCAGAAUGGAUAUCAUGAAGACCGAACGCGACAGAAUAACGGCCAUGCAACACACCAGGAAAGGCACAUGGAUUCUCAUGGGCGUUCUUACCAGCGACAUCGUGACGAGGAAGAUUACGAGGACGACACAGAACAAGAGGAAUACGACCAAGAGCCGUCAUCUCCGCCACCAAGACGAGGCGGGCGUUAUCAAGACCAAUCUCCUAAACGCGACAGUCGGCAACCACCUUACCGACAGAGCCAGAGGCGAGAUGAAGAGGACCAGUCCCCGCGUUAUCAAGACCAGUCACCUAAACGCGACAGUCGGCAGCCACCUUACCGACAGAGCCAGAGGCGAGAUGAAGAGGACCAGUCUCCGCUUCGAGAUAACCGACAGGCUCCAAAGCGUCGUUCACAAAGAAAAGACGACGACGAAGAAGAAGAAGACACGCCUCGCCGGGGCAACAGACGUGAAAGUGAACGACAAAAGCCGAAGCGUCAACAGACACCACCAAGAAGAGACGAAACUUCUCGCGGGAAGACGCGUGAUGAUACAGAUAAUGAUGACAAUAAUGAUGAUGACAAUGAUGAUGAGGACAGAGAAAGAGAUCACCCAAGUGAAGAGGAGAUGCAAAGAAGAAUAGAUGCAAUGGAAACAAUUGAUCAAGGUGAAUUGGACAAGAAGAUACAUUACUAAGCAUUAAUUACUAAACAUCGCUUUUUGAAAACGAACUACACUUUACAGUAAGACUCGUGAACACUAAACGUUAACCAGAAAGUGAAAAGGAAAAUAAAGCAAACAGGUAAAGUGCUCAAAAUUUUACUCGAAAUGAAUUAAACCAUUUUAACAGCAGUAGUGAUCGUUUCUGCAUGUUUAAGGUCAUAUUUAAAAAUCAAUUCUACAAUGCUCAGAACUAUUUCAAUUGGUCAUUUUGGUCUGACAUGGUUCUUAUUGAUAAGUGGAAAGGUCGUAUUUAAACAAUGUUUUCAACUACAAUAAUAAACAACAGUUAUAAACAAUGAAUGCUUUGAUUCAGCCACUGAUGUGCUUGUUAUGUUCUAUUUAACCAUAUAAACAUAGUUACUUGUAGAUAAUUUGUUUCAUUGUUAUAGACUGCAAUUAAUAUUUGUAAAUACUAUAUAUUUUUUCAUUCAUCUGUGAUAAAAUUGAUAAAAACGUAUCUGGUGUGAAUAAUUAAUAUUUAGUAUGCGUGCGGGCAUGCCUGUUGAUGAACAUCACAUUUUAUUUAAAUUUAGCAACUUUAAAAAUGAAAUAAUGAAACAGUUUACAAGUACACACAACUGAGUACCUGUAUCUCGAACUCCAAGGAAUCGAGCGUUAUAUUUCGAGUUAACCGAAUUUCGACUUUAAGUGAUAUUUUGGCAAUAUGUUCCUGGUAAUGUCUUAAAAAUGUCUUCGAGAUAGCCGGAAUUUUGAGAUAAGCGAGUCCGAGUUAUCAAGUUUCAACACAUUUCUAAUGCGUAACAAAAAUUGGCGGGCUUGUAAUAUAUGUUUUAAUAGCAAACGAAAGUUUCUUUUUAUACGCCUGUUUUUAAAAUUGCGGGGCGUAUUAUGUGAACACCCAUGGCGGGCGGGCGGGCGGGCGGUCGGCGUCCAAAAGCAUGUCCGCUCUCAAAGUCAAACUGUUUUCAUCCGAUCUUCAUCAAACUUGGUGACAAUGUUUGUGGGCAUAAUAUAUCGGCCAAGUUCGAUAACCAGCAAAAUCCCCCAGGCUGUCUUGAGUUAUGGCCCUUGAUUUACUCAAAAUCUGCAAAUUUAGCCUUGUCCGCUCCAUAAGUCAAACAGUUUUCAGCUGAUCUUCCACAAACUUGCAGAUUAUGGGCAUAAUAUCUCGGCCAAGUUCGAAUACCAGCAAAAUCACCACACCACUCUCUGAUUAUGGCCCUUGAAUUAUUUGAAAUAAUGCGAAUUUAGCCUUGUCCGCUCUCUAAGUCGAACAGUUUUCAUCCGAUCGUCACCAAACUUUGUGACAAUGUGGGCAUAAUAUCUCAGCCAAGUUCGAUGACCAGCAAACUCCCCCUAGGCACUCUUGAGUUAUGGCCCUUGAAUUACUUGAAAUAUUGCGAAUUUAGCAUUGUCCGCUCCCUAAGUCAAACAGUUUUCAGCUGAUCUUCCACAAACUUGCAGAUUAUGGGCAUAAUAUCUCGGCCAAGUUCGAUUACCAGCAAAAUCCCCUAUGCACUCUUGAGUAAUGGCCCUUGAAUUACUCGAAAAUCUGCAAAUUUAACCUUGUCCGCCCUCUAAAUCGAACAGUUUUUAUCCGAUCUUCACCAAACUUGGUGUCAAGUUUUGUUGGCAUAAUAUCUCAGCCAAGUUCGAUAACCAGCAAAAUCACCACAGCCACUCUCUGAUUAUGGCCCUUGAAUUAUUUGAAAUAUUGCGAAUUUAGCCUUGUCCGCUCUCUAAGUCGAACAGUUUUCAUCCGAUCGUCACCAAACUUUGUGACAAUGUGGGCAUAAUAUCUCAGCCAAGUUCGAUGACCAGCAAACUCCCCCUAGGCACUCUUGAGUUAUGGCCCUUGAAUUACUUGAAAUAUUGCGAAUUUAGCAUUGUCCGCUCCCUAAGUCAAACAGUUUUCAGCUGAUCUUCCACAAACUUGCAGAUUAUGGGCAUGAUAUUUCGGCCAAGUCCGAUUACCAGCAAAAUCCCCAGGCACUCUUGAGUAAUGGCCCUUGAAUUACUCGAAAAUCUGCAAAUUUAGCCUUGUCCGCCCUCUAAAUCGAAGUUUUUAUCCGAUCUUCACCAAACUUGGUGUCAAGUUUUGUUGGCAUAAUAUCUCAGCCAAGUUCGAUAACCAGUAAAAUUUCCACAGCCACUCUCUGAUUAUGGCCCUUGAAUUAUUUGAAAUAAUGCGAAUUUAGCAUUGUCCGCUCUCUAAGUCGAACAGUUUUCAUCCGAUCGUCACCAAACUUACUGACAAUGUUUAUUGCCAAAAUAUCUCGGCCAAGUUCGAUAACCAGUCAUUCUUAGAUUACGGCCCAUAAAUUAGGCUAAAUUCGAUGACGGGCGUAUUUUGUGACAUUCUGCCACUCUUGUUUAUGACUUAAUGCGGCCUUAAUCUAUUUUUACUUUUGAGGUAUAAUUAAAUGAAAGUAUUCUCUAAAUUCCGGCAAAAAUGACAGCAAGGACGGGACGCUUGAUUUAUCUUGCAUUUUUUUAGUACCAAGGGUGAUAUAAAGAAAAAUAUUUCCCUUUCUUUAAUAAUUGUAAAUAUGUUUUAGUUUACGUUUAUUUGGUUAUUCCAUUUUAGGAUUCUAGAAUAAAAUUUUCUAUUAUUUGUACGAAUGUAGAGCAGGAUGCCUAACCUCUUGAUAUAACAUUUAUUGCUUAUUAGAUUUGAACCGAGAAAUAUGCACGAGUAUUGCGCGACAUUGAGAAAGAACGAAUGCGUAUUUCCCGAUGCAAAUCUCAUGAUAUUUUCAUUACAUUGUAUAUGCACUUAAUUACUAUCAUAUGAAUAAUAAGUAUACAAGUUUGUUAUUCAGCCUGGGUUACAUUGAAACUAUUGUCGUUAAUGACCGUUUUAACACGAGACUGACGUAACAAAUAAUGCCGUGCACCUGCUACAAAACUGAACGUCAGUAUGGGGCAAAACAUAUGGACCUUUGAUGUUCUUUGUAACGUAACAGAGUUUGUAAAGGCGGAUAAAAGUCCUUUCGAUUUUAACGUAAAAGACAAAAUACUAUUCUUACAGAUCAGUCAGAGAGCUGCAUUUUCAAGUACUGUUUUUUUCAAACAAGGCAUUUUUACAACGACCAUAUUGAGACUUUAUAAGAAAAUAUCGUUUAUCAACACAGAAAUCAGAUAAAGUUUUUCUUAACCACGCGUUUCCUAGUAGAUGCUACAAACUACAAAAGUGCAAAAUUUUAUUAAUACGUUGAAAUGAUUUAAAACUUUAGUUUUAUUUCAAGGUUUUAAAACAGGGAGUCUAUGAUAAAGCCAGAGUUAAAUAUAGCGAUAACCCAAGAGAAAUUGGCCGAAACCGCUCAUCAUCUUUCAAAAUAUAUUUCAUGUUUAAUGGUUAGUGUUUUCCCCAUUAAAGAUGACUUUCUAAAAAUAGAAUUGAAGUUUCACAUUUUGCAUAAAAAAUGAAAAAGAGAAUUUCCGGUGUGGUAAUAAAAGAAUAAGCUUAGUGAAAAUAAACCGUUUGUCCUUACACAAACACGACCAUUAAUUCAAUUUACGUCCUUGCAAAAUAGUUAAACAUUCAUAUAUACAGCAGGUACAUGGGUUUUCCUCAAGACUUUCGAUCGGUACUAGGUGCUUUCCUAAUGUUAGGGCUACCGAGCACGUACAUCACUUUCUUUACUAUUGAACGAUCAAUGUACAGAACAUAAAACUGUUGGAAAUAUUUGAUAUGUAUGAACAAUUUGUGUAACGUCUUUGUCGCCGCUAGUUUUCGUGAAUAGUACCAUUUUGUGGUAAUUGAAAUAGGUCUAAUUUGUUUGUAAUGUGUCAUGUUACAUGACUGUGAGGAAAACCCUGUCUCAAAACAUGUAUACAAGUGCAGCUCUUUUCGCUUUUAAAAUGGUUGUAUGCGUUAUGCGAAAUGUCGAAUUUUUCUGGAGGUAUAUUUUGCUAGAAUGAGGAGGUGAUAAGUAUAUUAUAUGACUUUGUGUCAUGUUAGACGUUGUCCAUUCUUAUCCUUCAGAGAUUCGUCAUAGGUCCGAGACCAUGCUAGACCUCUGGUGUGUGCGAGAAUGGACGCUGUCAUGUUCCCAGGUAGCCCAUUUUUUUCGGGCUAUCCGUAGUUUUAUGUACAUCGUUAAGCUGCUAUUGGGAUAGAAGGCGCCUAAGUUGAAGAUAAAAGGUUCUGUUAUGACAUGUGUUUAAUAUAGAAUAUAAUUAUGAUAUAUAAUAUGACCAGGAAUAAACAACUCGAUACUUUUUUUAAUAGAACGAUUUACGAAAACGAACUCUUUAACUUCAACUUAGGCGCAUUUCGCUUUAACGCGUAUAGAAAUCAAAAUAUUUUUGCGUAUAAAUUGAAAGGGGAGAAACUGUGUUCGAUUUAUUCUCUAUGUAUUGUUCUGGUUAUGCAUAAACUACAUAGUUGCUUUAGUUGCGACACGCAAAUAAUUAGGUAAAUGGCCUUUUCUUGCCUUCUGUACUUUCAUGAAAUCUUAUUUGUUUAAUCAGAUAUUUAAACUGUGAUUACUAUACAUUUAUUGUUUAAGACUUUACAACAGCAGUUUUGUUAGCAUCAGUCAAAUUCCUUGGUCGAAAAUGUCUUGAACUUUUUUUAUGUAAGUGCCUUUGAAGUUAUUUACCUGCAGUGUGCACCAUCAGAGAUAAAAUGAAUCAAACUUUCUUCUGUAAAACAAAGAAAUAUCUAUGUUUGUCGAGUUGCUGUAAAUGUUAAGACAAGCUGUGUUUCUCAAAUACUCGUUCAUUAUAAUUUGAACCAAGGAAAUUCUUUACUUUUAAUGUUUAUUGUUGAUUUUUCUAUACAGAGAUCCGUCCUAAGAUCGUUUAUAAAUUUAUAGUUAUCAUUUUUGUUAUAUUUUUACAUAUUUAUUGAUGUAAUUAUAUUGUGUUGUACAUUCAGAUAUAUAUUCCAAACCUCUUCUGUUCUGUGUAAAUAAAGAGACAUUGUCUAUUC